AAAAGGUAUCUUUACACCAUCUAUUGGGGACAUUGUAAUAAAAUAGAAUUAUCUCUUUUUCAGAAAAUAAUAAAAUAAAACAAAAAAGAGUUUUGUCGUUUUUGGGGGUAUAGGCAAACAUUUCCGGAUUCAAUGGUGAUUUUGCAAACCCCGAGACAAACAGAUAGACCUUAACUGGAAAAAAGAUUCAUAAGAAGUGAUGAACUAGAUACACGAUUACAAAGCGCCGCAGCCGCUUACUCUUGUACUGCAAUGUCGGAUUUGGGAAAAAAGAUUCGCUGCGGCGCCUCCUAGAUUAACCUAUCCAUGGAAGCAUUUCUUCGCUGCUUUCACCGUCUAUUUUCUUCAUCAUCAUCAUCCAACAGGGGCAAGCAAUCAAGCUCAGCAAACGACGUCGUAUUACCUCCAUCAUCAUCGAUAUCGUGGCAUGAUGAUCGGAAAGAUUCGAACUUGAUCAUCAGAGAAUUUGAUAUCACCGUAUUGAACCCCAUCAGAGUCCCUCAGCGGACGAAUCAGAGAGUCGUCGCCAUCAUGGACCCUCACAAUAAGAUUAUGCUUGACAAAGAAUUUUUCACAGAAUAUGGUGAGGCAAGUCAAUAUGAAAUUCAAGAAGUGGUUGGCAAAGGUAGCUAUGGUGUUGUUGCUUCUGCAAUUGAUACUCACACUGGAGAGAGAGUAGCUAUUAAGAAGAUCAAUGAUGUCUUCGAGCAUGUCUCCGACGCUACACGCAUCUUGAGAGAGAUCAAGCUCCUUCGGAUGCUGCGGCACGCUGAUAUCGUGGAAAUCAAACAUAUAAUGCUACCUCCUUGUCGGAGAGAAUUCAAAGAUUUAUAUGUUGUAUUUGAGUUGAUGGAAUCUGACCUUCACCACGUAAUCAAGGCUAAUGAUGAUCUCACUCCUGAACAUUAUCAAUUUUUUCUUUAUCAGCUUCUUCGAGCUCUAAAGUACAUACAUACUGCAAAUGUUUUCCAUCGCGAUUUAAAGCCGAAAAAUAUACUUGCUAACGCAGACUGCAAACUGAAGAUUUGUGACUUUGGACUUGCUCGAGCAGCAUUCAAUGAUGCCCCAUCUACUGUUUUUUGGACUGAUUAUGUGGCGACUCGAUGGUAUCGUGCACCUGAACUCUGUGGCUCCUUUUUCUCCAAGUACACUCCUGCUAUUGAUAUUUGGAGCAUAGGAUGUAUAUUUGCAGAAAUGCUCACAGGAAAACCCUUGUUUCCUGGAAAAAAUGUGGUGAAUCAGUUGGAUUUAAUUACUAAUUUGCUUGGGGCCCCUUCUGCUGAAUCAAUUUCAAGGAUUCGCAAUGAAAAGGCCAAAAGAUAUCUGAAUAGCAUGAAAAAAAAGCAACCAAUUCCUUUCUCACAAAAAUUCCCCAAUACAGAUCCAUUGGCCCUGCGAUUGCUUGAGCGUUUGCUUGCAUUUGAUCCUAAAGAUCGCCCUUCUGCCGAAGAGGCAUUGGCCGAUCCAUAUUUUUACGGGUUGGCAAACUUGGAACAUGAACCAUCUAAACAGCCAAUUUCGAAGUUUGAGUUUGAUUUUGAGAGGAGAAAGUUAACAAAAGAUGAUGUACGGGAGUUAAUAUACAGAGAGAUUUUAGAGUAUCAUCCGAAGAUGCUGCAGGAGUAUCUCCAAGGUUCAGACCAUAGUGGCUUUAUGUAUCCAAGUGGAAUUGAUCAAUUCAAGCUACAAUUUGCCCAUCUUGAGGAGAAAUACAGUAAAGGUGAAAGAAGCACUCGACUUGAAAGGAAACACGCCUGCUCCUUGCCCAGAGAACGGAUUUGUGUAUCCAUAGACGAUGAUGACGAACAAAAUUCUAAUGGUAAAACUAACACUGCAGUUUCACUUGGUCGAGCAACUCUUCAGAGCUCUCCACCAGAGAAACCGGAACCUGCAUAUGUAUAUGCACGGGUUAUUCCGAAUGGAUGUAGCAAACCAAAUAACAGUCCCAAUAGCCUACUGAGAAGCGCUAGCAUUAGUGCCCCUAAGUGGGUAGCAGACACGCAUUAAGCGAGGAAUUUGACAGUAUUGUAGGGAGCAAAAUGAAGAACCAAUCCAUAUAUUUAUCUUUGAGAUUCAGUUCCCCAUUAAUAAUAUUCUGAAUAUUGAUUGAAGAAACAAUCAACUGUGACUUUCAUCUUGUUCAAUAGGCUCAUAUGAGGCAGUGAUUUUCACAUUUUAUGAUUCUAUAUUUAUCAUUGGAAUGUAACUGAACUACGAAUGUGUUUGUGUUCACUAA
This is a messenger RNA of Morus notabilis, 2236 nucleotides long. RefSeq names its product mitogen-activated protein kinase 12. The record is from RefSeq and is a predicted model, not a curated record. Lineage: Eukaryota; Viridiplantae; Streptophyta; Magnoliopsida; Rosales; Moraceae. Gene Ontology annotation, molecular function: ATP binding; MAP kinase activity. Gene Ontology annotation, cellular component: nucleus; cytoplasm. The transcript is spliced from 11 exons. The coding region runs from base 307 to 2007 and encodes 566 amino acids. Gene Ontology annotation, biological process: protein phosphorylation; intracellular signal transduction.